This is a messenger RNA of Schistosoma turkestanicum, 4352 nucleotides long. NCBI's taxonomy places the organism in Eukaryota, Metazoa, Platyhelminthes, Trematoda, Strigeidida, Schistosomatidae. The record is from the annotation of a GenBank genome assembly.
CUUGAGCUUUACCAAGUUUGAGCGGAUAGUUAAAGUUGGCGUUACUAAAAUGGUUUUUCAAGAAAUAGCUAAAUAUGUCCUACCAGGUUCUCCAGAUUGGUUCUCGUCAAAUGUAUUGGCAACAGCGUCAUGGAAAGAUCUAAAUGAUGAGGGAAAUGUAUUACUAGCCUUUUCGUCUAGGCCGUAUGUACAUAUAUUCAAUAUUAAAAAUGGUCACUCUGGAAAUAAACAUAAAUACUUCUGGUCUUAUGUUGGUCAAAUUCAACCCCAUCACGAAAAGACCUCAGCGAUCACAUUCGAUGAUUGCCUAUCCUUAUGUUUGGUGUCAUGUGGUCUUGAUGGUUUGGUUCGCCGAUGGGAAUAUUCACAGCCAGAUUGGGUGAUUAAAAGCGAGUUUAACGUGCAUGAUGUGCGAGAAAAUUUGAAUCCAACUGCACUGAGUUCUUUUUCUCACACUUCAAACCAGUCGUAUAACUUCAUAGGCACGGACAAAGGGUUACUUAUCGUUUGGAUUGUUGACUGUGAAAAAAAUAAAACACAUUAUUUGUCCAAAAAGUACGAAAACGAGUCUGUAUUAGUCUGUGCAAUAAAUAAGUCGGAAUUUGAGCAUUCAGUCUUAAGGGUUGCCGUAGGAUAUAAAAAGGGACUGGUUGGUGUUUAUAUGUUCAAACCAUCAGAUAUCUCAUCAGCUUCAAGUUUCACACAAAUAGCAAGAUUCUAUGCUCACGAAAAAGAUGUUUGUCAUGUUGUCUGGAAACCGAAUUCUCUGGAUUGUAUUAAAAACUCCAUGGAACUUCUUACAUGUGGACGUGAUCAAAUGGUCAAGGUGUGGAAUGUAUCCACUUCAGAGUGCUGUAUUUCUACUAAGGUUCCUGGCCAGCCGCGUUGUCAUGCAAAUGAUUCUGCGAAACGUUCAAAUCAGAAAAAUAAUGUAAAUGGAGCUCCAUGGAUAUCAGCUUGUUACACCACAGGGAUGAAUAUUUUGUUUUCGGGAUUGCGAGGUGAAUUAUUUCGUUGGAGCUAUUCAGACACACCUAUUAAUAUAACACCUGAAAACCAGGGGCAUUCCAUGCUGAUUUUUUCAAUGUUGUUUAUUCCUAAUUCUCCUGGACUAGUGAUCACAGUCAGUCAAGACAGAGUUCUGAUCGUUUGGCAGUUAGUUGAAGAAUCCCAUCCAUUAGUUGUCUUGCGACUACCAACACUUUCUGCAGGUGUGUUUUCUCUAGCCCAGUCAUCAUUUAGUAAUAGUCCCUUGGUCGCAGGACUUUCAGAUGGCUCUAUGUUGUUUUGGAAAGUUUAUUCACCAAAUACGUAUGGUGGAAACAGUUUCCUUGAAAAUCAAAGAAAAGACAAAUCCAUUUCAAUAUCACCUCGAGGAUCUCAGUCAUCUCCCAUAACUGCUCUAGCUUGGCAUCCCUUACCACAGUAUGAAAACAUCCUUGCGUAUGGAACCGAGUCGGGUUGUGUAGAAAUUGUCGAUAUUAACAAGCUACAGAAAAUACAAAAUCAAAAACCGAAACCGCAGUUGUACGCUUUUGGUUCGACUGUUUAUCGAGUUACUUGGGGACCUAUAUUAUUUGAGGAUUUACGCCACAAAAAAGAACAGAAGGAAACUAAAGAUCAUUUGGAACCUGACGGUUCUGCAGUUCUAACAAGUGCAACUGCGGAGGAAAGUAAAAAGUGCAGUACCGAGUCUGCAGCUGUAGUUAAGUUUCCUUUCUAUGUUUAUAGUGUAAGUAAGGGAAAAAUUUAUUGUCAUUUUGGAGGCAGUCGCCCACCGAUUGAGGUCAGCAUGAAGUUUCCUGCUCCUCCGAAUACCACUGACGAAGAUUGGAAAACUCUAAUUCGCAGUGAUAUAGCAUUCCGCCCCAGUAAUUUAACUAAACAGUCAUCAAGCGAUCCAGUUCCUGAUACCUAUGAUUACUUGAUAGGUGUUGGCUACCGUUCAGGUCAAGUUGACGUUUAUGGUUUAUCAAAUUCAAAAUUAUCGAACAAUUUGUCCUUUAUUUGCCGUAUUGUCAAUCAUUCGAAGUGUGUCAAUUGCUUAGCCUGGUCGAGGGAUUAUUAUUGGCUUGCUAUUGCUUCAAACGAAUCUUUUAUAACUGUUACUGAUCUCAAGAUACAGCUACUUAACACCCUUAACCAAGAGCAUUUAAAACCUGUUCAGCUAUCUACUUGUUUGGUACGAUUGGAAGGCCACUUCAACCGAGUUACGUGUUUAGACUGGUCCCCACACGACCCUUUUCUCUUACUAUCUUCUUCUUUUGAUGGUACAGCUAAUGUUUGGAGAGUCCAUACUGAUAAUAUUGAAAAUGAUAAUCUAUCAAUAUCUAAUUUUCGUGCACACAGGCUACGUCUCUUUACAUGUUUAUGGAGUCGCCAAGAGCCUGAUCUUGCCUUCAGCGGUGGAGAGUUAUGUCAUUUAUUUGGUUGGCGACCUUCCGAACAGACCCAUAGUCAACCGCCCCAUAGUCGCCGACAUAGACCACCAACUAUCAAAAGACUUGUAAAUAAUCAAGAAGAACAGUGUAAUGGUGAUAUUUUGGGUGAAUCUUUUCCGUUAGAAGCAGACUCCUUUCUGAAUUGUGAAGCUUUAAAAGAAAAACCAAAUGAAGAAGUAAUGUUGAAAAAUGAUAAAGUUAUCAGAGCUUCUCACAAAGAACAAUCUGUUCCAUAUCAUAAUUCCUCUAGAAAAAUUAAUUCUGCUGGAACGGCAGAAAAAAGAAAACGACCUGCUCUUUUUCCUAACCUAUUUCAGUUCACUAAUAAUAAGCAGUGUGAGCUGAACUUGUGUCAUUCUCCGCCUUUUGAUAUGGGGACGUUUCUUUCACAGAUUUUAAAUGUUUCUGACUUCAUAACUGAAAAAGGGAAUGAUGAAAAACUGCCAAUUGAUCUACUGAUUCUGUUGCCAGAAGUUAAUGUUACCCGGACUUAUCUUUUGAAACAUUUAAAAAUGGAAGCAGCUCAUCAUUUAAAGUUAUUUCACUGUGGUCAACGACCGAACAGUUUAGUUCAUUUGGAUGCCUACUGCAUCAUACUUUUAUGGAUGGGCUGUAUAUCUAGUAUCCCGUCUGUUAUGUCUACAGAAGGUCACAUGCCUUUUUGGCUGUUAUAUGCAAUUCAACUAGCUCAGUCAACUUUUGCCCACCCUGAAAUCUAUAAUAAGUUAACUUUCUCAAAAGAAAAUCCCGUUGUGGGAAUUGACUUACUUGGUGAAAAGAUUAAAGAUAUGCAAACUUCUAGUCCUGACAUCCUUGUGUCUGUUACGCUUUUGGUAUGUGCACAUCGUGUCCAAGAAGCCGUUGAACUUCUGUUGAGUUAUGAUAGAAUUAAAGAAGCUUUAGUUCUUGCACGUUUACGUUUAGAUCCAUCAAAAUCUUGGAAAUAUGCAGAGAAAUGUAUCACACGACUUAUUGAACGUUCUUGUUCAAACGAAAAGUCGUUCUUUCUUAUUAUAUACAAUAUUGGAAAAAAGGAAUGGAUGAAUGCCACUAACAUAAUUCAUCGUGAGGUUGAAGUUUCCAACUUGCGAACUGGUAAAGAGAUUGAGCAACUUUCAUGGUACUGGAUUGGUAUUAGUCUUUUACUUAAUACACUAUCCUUGGAUUAUUUGUCAAGUGAAUGUCUUCGUUUAGCUUCAAUGUGUAUGACAGUUGGUUUUAAACUGUUUCCUAGUGAACCAGUUUUCCUUGAACGUUGGUUUGAUGCAUUUUCACGCCUUCUAUCGUCUGAGACAACAUCUUGCUCUGGUUUAAUUAGCAGUUUAUUAUUGUUAGAUAUUGGCCAGAUUAUUUCUUUUCUUAUGGCUAAUUAUCAUCAAGACGAAUCUGGUACAACAAUAAUACCAUUUGAAAAUCGUAGUAAUAACUGGAUGAAAUACAUAAAUCCCGAUUGCAUAACUUGUUUGAACCACUUAAUUUCAAGUCGUCAACCGUCUUCAUUAUGGGAAGUUUGUUUAACAAAUUUCUGUAUAGACUUCCUUUUGUUUUACUUAGUGCAUAAUCAUAUUUCUCCAACUACAUCGCCAUCCGAUAAUUCGCUGACAAUCUAUAUUGACCGAUAUGAGUCUAGUCGAAAAUCAUGUGAGCAAAUCAAACCAAAAGAAACAGCUUAUUUAAUCAGUCAUUUAUUUUCAACUUAUCAGCAGGUCUUAGUGAAUAAUUACUCUCUUUCGGCGAAUAAAUUGUGUUUUUCGCCUUCAGAUGAUGUGUAAAAAUGUUCUGUAGUCUAGUAAUUAUAUACCUACCUGAAUAUUUCGUGCACUCAUUUUCGUGAACCUCCACGUUGCAUUUCUAAAAUUUGUAAAAUGUUCAUUAUGUACAGGAUAAAUAACAAUAAAUAUUUUAACAAGA